CUUUUCAGCACAUAUCGAGCAAAACCUCCCGCGGUGUCGAGGCGGAAAAAAGGCAGGAAAAUCGAAGAAAAUCGCAGGAAAAAUCGAAAAGGGCCGUGUUGUGCGGGAAAAAUGGACUCCCUUCUGCGUAACUACGCGGACUCGGAUCAGGAAGAAUCGCAGGAUGUCGAGGCAAAGCGGGAACCGACCGCAUCCCCAACCGGAUCGUCGAGCGCGUCCUCCUCGGAGUCGUCGGAGUCGCAGACAGCGAAAAGAAAAAGAGCCAGGAGCUCCGGUCACCCGCGUGAGAAGCCAGCAGCGACGAAACCGAAACCGAAGACCGCGAAGUCCCGGAAGCGGCGACACCCGCAGAAUGAGAAAUCAUCAUCCUCUGGCUCGGCGUCUUCAUCUUCGUCAUCUUCCUCCUCCGAUGACGAUGCACACGGUUCUUCAUCGUCCGAUUCGGAUUCCGGAUCGGCUUCUGGUUCUAGGAAAUCUCGUCGCUCCCACAGCAGCCCGCUGAAAGGAGGAAGCAAAAAUGGAACGAAGGAUAAAAAAUCAUCCAACGAUGCUAAAAUCGAGAGCAGUAGCCGGAACCGAAAAUCUCCUACACCGCCAUCAUCGAGUCAAAGUCGGCGUCGUCGUCAGUCAUCACCCGGUGGUAACAGAAACAAAAGCAAGAGUCCAUCAAAGCCAUCACAGCAUGACAGGAGAAGGUCUUCUCCGGUGCAGAAACCGUCCGCUAGUCGACGACGCGAUCGCAGUGCUUCCCGCGAGCGAGAUCGUAAAACCCGUGAACGGGACCGUGACCGGGAGCGUAGUAACCGCAACCGGGAACGCAGCCGUGAUCGUGACCGGGAGCGCGAGCGAGAACGCGAAAGAGAUCGUGAGAGGGAGCGCGAGCGUGAGCGUGAGCGGGACCGAGACCGGGACCGUAACCGGGAUAAGGAGCGGCACAGCAAUAAUCGUAAUCGCAACAACUAUGAUCGAGAUGAUGAUCGCGAUCGUCGUGACAACCGUAAUGACACCGCUUCGGCUCGCCGUAGCGGUGGCAAAUGGAGCAAUAAUCGGAACGAUGAUCGACGAGGAGGAGGAGAUGGAGGUGGUGGUAACCGUAGCUAUGAUCGUAGAGACGAUCGACGGGGUGAUAAACGGGGCGAUGAAUACGACAAAGAUCGUCGUAGAAGUCGCCGGUCGAACUCACGGGACUCCCGCAACACCCGCCGGUCGCGUCAGUCUCCGGAAGAAAGGGGACGCGGUGGCCGUAGCUCGCGAUCACGCUCGAGAUCCCGUUCCAGAUCCCGAUCGUCUCCGCCGACUCGCUCGAUCGGCAGAACCCCUGUGCUACCGGCCACUUCUGUUACGCCAGGAAGUGGUGGUGGUGGUCUGCUACCGACACCCACCCGGUUCUUUGAUCCGAUGCUACCCAAACCACUCACAUCAUUGCUUCCUACACCACCCGCAGCUCAAGCCCUGUUGGGGGGGAUCGGUGUUGGGGGUGUAAGCGCUACCGCUGGGAUACCAUCGCUCAUGAGCAUCCCCACAAAUCCUCCGCCAUUGUUGAACUCUCUGAUACCGGCUGCCGUGGCGGCCAAACUAAAUCUCUCCAAUGAAGCGAACAAGCAACCAUUGCAACCGCUACAGUCACUGGUCAGCAGCACGGCUUCACUCGAUGCAGUAGUCAGUAAUGCGGCCAGUACAAUUCUGUCGCGUACUGCGCUGCUCCGCAAUAACGCCAAGGCGGCUCAGCUCGAGAAGAUGGGCAUCGAUGUGUUGCAGCAAAGCCAAAAGGCUGUCGAUAGUGUGCCACUUCCUUCGUACUACAACCCGGGUGUAGUGAAUCCGGUACGGUACGCCGAUCAGGUGCAGAAGCGCAAAUUACUCUGGAGCCAUAAAUCGACCGAGAGCAAAGAAGUGUCAUCCAAUAUUAGCAAAUGGGAGCAGGCCAAGUUCGCCCAGGAUACCGAUGGUAAGGUGGCUUCCAAGUUCCUGAGACUCAUGGGUGUGAAAGAUGCUCAGCCAAAGGCGGGUGAGGAAGGAACUGCCGGUGGUGGUGGUGGUGGUGGUAUCAUGCCAUCCUCCUCGUCCAUCUCUUCCACGUCACAAUCGGUACCGCAUGGUGGUCAGUCGGCAGCAGGUGACGGCAGUACGGCGAGCGGUGGUGCUAGUGCCACUCCAGCCAGCGCCGGUAAACCGCUGACGGGAGAUAGUAUUAAGAAGCAAGAGGAGCUAUUCUCUACCAUGGAACAACAGUACGAGGUGGCCCGACAAGUGACACAUACGAUGCGAGGUGUUGGAUUAGGCUUCAGCUCGCAGGCUCGUCAAUUUUAAGCUGAUAACAAAGGCAUGUCCGUGCGAUUAAUGAUACAACGUAAGGCCAUCGGUUCAAACCGCGUAGAAUUAUCGGGGCGACGCAUUAAACUUCUGUCGAAGAUGAAAGAGAGAUGUACGUAGCCAUUAAUGUGUGUCGCGAGAGUAGAACGCGAGUAGUAUGGUCACAUGUUGAAUGAUGAAAUAUAAACCCAAAUCAAGUCCCCACAACGCUUGG
This is a messenger RNA of Anopheles darlingi, 2527 nucleotides long. RefSeq names its product arginine/serine-rich coiled-coil protein 2. The record is from RefSeq and is a predicted model, not a curated record. The transcript is spliced from 4 exons. Bases 112 to 2310 code for a protein of 732 amino acids. Lineage: Eukaryota; Metazoa; Arthropoda; Insecta; Diptera; Culicidae.